Molecule: messenger RNA, 2253 nt
Organism: Penicillium verhagenii
Lineage: Eukaryota; Fungi; Ascomycota; Eurotiomycetes; Eurotiales; Aspergillaceae
Exons: 4
Coding region: 1-2253 (750 amino acids)
Biological process (GO): regulation of transcription by RNA polymerase II
Cellular component (GO): nucleus
Molecular function (GO): RNA polymerase II cis-regulatory region sequence-specific DNA binding; DNA-binding transcription activator activity, RNA polymerase II-specific
Source: RefSeq, a predicted model, not a curated record
AUGUUUCGCAACCGAAACAAUACUCAGAAGCCUGAUGACGACUUCAUCAGUCGCUUCCAACAGACCUUUUCCGAUGUAGUGCCUCGUCGCGAGGGCGAAGAGGAUGAACACCCGGAUUACAUGGGUGAUCCUAUGAUGGCUGGAAGAUCACAGAUGCAAGGUCACGACGUAAAGUUGGAGGAUCACCACAAUAUGAAAUUCAUGCCCCAGCGCACACCUCGGAACCUGCAAGACCUCAAUUUUUCACCCUCAUGGCUGGAUUCAGGAUCAGUGAAUAUGGUCCCCAUGGCCAAUCAGCAUCCCGGCUUCUACACACCCAACUCCGGUGGUUUGGGUGCUAUAUUCCACAGCCAGGCAGGCGACCUCCACACACCAACCGCCGGCUUGCACACUAUGACUCCCCUCUCCCUUACAAAUCCCAUCACAGGCCCUCAUCAACACCACCCUGGAAUGAGCCAUUUUAGUCCGCAAUAUCUCCAACACCAUCACCAGAUGCCUGAAAUGAACCCAUACAUGCAAAGCUCCUACGCGCCAAGUGCAUUCAUGCAGCGUGACGCGGGUUACGACGUUAUGGACGAGACGGUGGAUGAUUCAUCUGUCAACGGAAUUUCAAUCGAUCAGAUGUCCAAUGCUUCCGGUAUAACAGCCUCGACCGAUUUUUCAUCGGCUCCUGGGACACAUCCUCCGAUUGGCGUAUCCUACGCCGGUGAAAAUUUCCGCUAUAAUGUUUCCUUGCGCGCCCCAACCGCAAUGGUCAAGCACGCGAGGGAAAUCCCCGUGUCUUACCUCAACAAGGGUCAGGCCUAUAAUUUAUCGGUGGUGGACUCAGCCCCUCCGAUUCCGAGCUCCGGGCCACUACGUUACCGCACAUUUGUUCGCGUCUCAUUCGAAGAAGAAGAGCAAAGAUUGAAGCCAUCCGCCUGCUGGCAAUUAUGGAAGGAAGGCCGGGGUACCAGCGAAGCCCACCAACGCGGGGGCAAACUUUUGGCUGUGGAAUAUGUCGAUCCGCUCCAGGGUGGUGAUGAACAUACUAAGCACCGCCAGCUGCAAAUAGAGCAGAUGUCCUUUGAUGGGUUCUGCGUGACUUGGACCGCCAACCCGGCUACCGGCUCUUCCGACUGCAGUAUCCCCGUGCGUUUCAAUUUCUUGUCUACCGACUUCAGCCACUCGAAGGGUGUAAAGGGUAUCCCGGUCCGACUCUGUGCGAAGACCGAACUCAUUUCACCCGGAACUGAUGCGGGGGGUUCGAACGAGCCGGAGGUGUGCUACUGCAAGGUCAAGCUUUUCCGGGACCACGGUGCUGAGCGAAAAUUGUCCAACGAUAUUGCCCACGUUAAGAAGACCAUUGAAAAAUUGAAGCAGCAGAUCUCACAGGCUGAGUUGGGUGGUGGGUUUGGCAAGCGCAAGCGUGGCACCAAUGCUGCACCAACCGUGAAAUCUACCAUCGACCGGACCAAGCCUCCGUUGAAGCACAAGCGUACUUGGUCAUCUGGUUCACAAGAUGGCUCCGAUAAGCUAUCAUUGGAGGAUGAUUUACAAUCCAAGUUGGCCAUGAUGCAGGACAUGUUUUCGUCAACUCGUACAAUGAGCAUUCUUGCUCUUCGUGGUGAAGAGGGUGAUGAUCCCGAUCAGUACCCUGUUCGUUUACCGGCGGAAGGCGAGUCUGUUAAAACAGAUGGUUUGAGCCGUAUGAACUCCAGUGCCUCACAGUCUAUGGAGUCAUUGAUUCUUUCACCUACCAGCAGUCAUGCCUCAUUGAAUAUGCACUCGCCACACAAUGGUUCCAUUCAGUAUUUGAAGGAUAAAAAUCAAAACCCAAUUCAUGUUCCACGAGUCUCAUCCAAGGAUCGAGUCUCACAAGGAUAUAUCGAGGCUGUGGAUAUUGAUCCUACUUACCGACCUCCUGCCGAGCGACCGCCCAAGCCGAUUGCAUGCUUUUACGUUCGAUUCUCAGGGAAUGAAAAUCAUCCCGGAGAAUAUUACCGUGCCAUUUACUUAACCGAGCGCACUGUCCGGGACUUGAUGAAGAAAAUCUCCGAGAAGCAUGAAAUCGACCCUUCAAGGAUAGUUCGCAUCCUGCACGUCAACGAAGCCGGAUUACGAAUCAUGGUCGAUGACGACGUGGUCCGCGAACUACCUGAAGGCCAAGACAUGGUUGUCGAUAUUUAUGAAACGCCGGAUGUUGAAAUCAAGCAAAGCUACGACUCGCCUGUCUCACCUGGCUCCCCAGUGGAGAUCAAAUUAACAUAUUAA